This is a messenger RNA of Brettanomyces bruxellensis, 1125 nucleotides long. RefSeq names its product bifunctional chorismate synthase/riboflavin reductase [NAD(P)H] aro2 (gene ARO2). Bases 1 to 1125 code for a protein of 374 amino acids. Gene Ontology annotation, molecular function: chorismate synthase activity; FMN binding. The transcript has a single exon. The record is from RefSeq and is a predicted model, not a curated record. Gene Ontology annotation, cellular component: cytosol. Gene Ontology annotation, biological process: aromatic amino acid biosynthetic process; chorismate biosynthetic process. NCBI's taxonomy places the organism in Eukaryota, Fungi, Ascomycota, Pichiomycetes, Pichiales, Pichiaceae.
AUGUCUACUUUUGGUACUCUGUUCAAGGUUACUACCUACGGUGAAUCCCACUGCAAAUCAGUCGGCUGUAUUGUCGAUGGUGUUCCUCCAAACAUGUCAUUAACUGAGGAAGACAUCCAGCCUCAGUUAAGUAGGAGAAGACCAGGACAGUCGAAACUUUCUACUCCAAGAAAUGAAAAAGAUCGGGUUUACAUCCAGUCCGGUACGGAAUUUGGAAAGACAUUGGGAACUCCUAUUGGAAUGCUUGUUCUUAAUGAAAACCAGAGACCAAAGGAUUACAGUGAAAUGGCAAAGUACCCUAGACCUUCCCAUGCCGAUUACACAUACAUAGAGAAAUAUGGCAUAAAGGCUUCAUCUGGCGGUGGAAGAGCAUCGGCAAGAGAAACUAUUGGCAGGGUUGCUGCAGGUGCAAUCGCAGAGAAGUUUUUGAAGCAGGCCAACAAUGUCGAAAUAGUGGCCUUUGUCUCCGGUGUGGGAGAAUGUCAACUUGACAGAUCUUCGCAGAAUCCAGAGUUUAUGGAAUUGCUCCAGAACAUCACUAGAGAAACAGUGGAUGCCGCAGGCCCUAUCAGAUGCCCAAUUCCUGACAAGGCUGAGAAGAUGACGAAAAUAGUUGAGGAUUACAAGGCACAAAAUGACUCCAUUGGUGGUAUUGUCACGUGUGUUGUUAGGAAUGUUCCAAUUGGUCUUGGUGAACCUGCUUUCGACAAACUGGAGGCUAUGCUUGCCCACGCAAUGCUUUCUAUUCCUGCAACCAAAGGCUUUGAAAUUGGUUCUGGUUUCGCUGGUACUGCCAUUCCAGGCUCCAAGCACAAUGAUCCCUUCAUUAUGAAGAAUGGCCAUCUGGGAACAACCACCAACAACUCAGGUGGUAUUCAGGGCGGAAUUAGUAACGGUGAGAAUAUUUACUUCUCCGUUGCUUUCAAAUCACCCGCUACUAUUUCGAAGCCACAGAGUACUGCUACUUACGAUGGCAAGGAUGGCACACUCGAGGCCAAAGGUAGACAUGAUCCAAACGUUGUUCCAAGAGCUGUUCCAAUCGUUGAAGCAAUGACUGCGUUAGCACUUGCUGAUUCUUAUUUGAUCCAGAAGUCUAGAGAAUCUACCUUCAACCUUGUCCAUUAA